Molecule: messenger RNA, 5182 nt
Organism: Priapulus caudatus
Lineage: Eukaryota; Metazoa; Priapulida; Priapulimorpha; Priapulimorphida; Priapulidae
Product: HEAT repeat-containing protein 1-like
Exons: 35
Coding region: 85-4917 (1610 amino acids)
Biological process (GO): maturation of SSU-rRNA from tricistronic rRNA transcript (SSU-rRNA, 5.8S rRNA, LSU-rRNA); positive regulation of transcription by RNA polymerase I
Cellular component (GO): t-UTP complex; small-subunit processome; 90S preribosome
Molecular function (GO): snoRNA binding
Source: RefSeq, a predicted model, not a curated record
GACAAGGAUAGAUCUGUUACUACGUCUGGCGACAUCUUCACACAGCUGAAGUCCGACGUAUUCCCCUUCGAAGUCGUUCGCUCCAUGACGGAAACGCUCGUAAAAAACAUCUCUCUUCCAGAAGAGUUUAAAAGUAAAGUCUGGUGGUGCACCAUGGCAGACGAGCAUUUAUCACUGCAGAAAUCCGUUUCCAUGGUGAUAAAGCUGUACAGCUUCCUCACCACACAUGCCAGUGAGGGCCAUCACGUGGCAGAAUUCAGAGAGCUCUCACAGAUGUUUUUUAAGGACCACUUUGGUGGUAAAACGAUGCUGCUCUCAUUUCUGGGCAAUAUUUGGGCCAGUGGCGCCCCCUACAGUGAGACACCAGCAGUCCAGGAAAUUACGCCCAUCAUGAAGAUACGAGCUUUGCACAUCGGCAAGGUUGCGCUUGAGAUGGCCACCAAAAAUGAUGUUUUGACUGCAUUGUCAAUUUCUAGCGAUGUGCUGCCAUCUCUCCUAGUGGCAUUGGCAUCGCCUCUUCAACCAAUCAGGAGCUGCACUCUACAAUGUCUGCAAACAGUUAAUUCUGUGUGCAAGGACGACAAUUAUACUAAUAGUGUAUUGAUAAAGGCUCUCUGCGAGAGAGCUGAGGAAAUAAUAGCUGACAGGAACUAUUUACCUCAGCUGUUCCGCGAUCUGUUUUCCAACGAUGUUGCAUCCCCGCAAAAAAGGAGGAAGUCUGUAUCAAAAUCCAAGAUGGGCUCCAAAGUAUUGGAGGGAAUCGUCCUGUGUGCAUCCAGUGAGGAAACUUCCGACUUUGUGCAGGAGAAACUACUCUGGUGUCUAUCUGAACUCAACAGCAAUGAAGUGCUGUUACUUCUACAACCGCCGCUCGCACGCCUGGUGGCCCUGGCGAGGGACGACUCAGCCAGCAUGAGCCGACACCAGGUGGCGUCGCUGCAGUUCAUCCUGCGGAAGUUCACGGAGCUUACGGCCGGCAUUCUGAGCGUGGAGUUGGAGCUGUUCCAGCUGUUCCAACAAGCGCUGCUCACCCCCCGUCGACCUCAGGCGGACAUGCUCAGCCCGCAGGCGAUGGCAUUUGCUCAGCUGACGAAGCUGGCGUUUGCGGCGAUGUCGCCCGCCGCACAGCAGACGUUGCUCGCGACCUUGAUCGACCUUCUCGUCGACGGCACGGACGCCGACGUUGUCGACGACGUCCGACGCGCGCUCAAGACGAUCGCACUCGACGCGCCGCGCCUCGUCGCGGAGAUCGACAAGCUGCUGCGGCUCUACGCGACAGAGGGCGCCACCAUACGCAAGCCGAGGAGCGCGCGCGUGACGCGGGCGGCGGCCGAACGCGGCGACGCGGUUGCCAUGGAGACGGAGACCAGUGAGUCUACCACCCCACUGAUUGACGAUAGGCCGUGGCGACGAGUGAUAUUGAUCUUAGAGGUCAUGCACCAGAAGAAAAAAAUACGCAAUAUCCAGCUGCUUGUGCCCUGUCUGUUCACCCUACUCGGAAGGUGCCUAGAGAUGGAGGUGACGCCAUCUAGCGAGUACGUGAAACAACUGCUGCUGUCGUGCGUGCAGCACGCGUGCACGCGUCUGUCGCCCGACCACGCGCCCGUCGACGCCACCACGCUCGCGCCGCGCCAGUUUAACGUCGAGCUUGUUGUCGCGUGCAUCCGUGGCUCGGCGAACCCUCUCACGCACCAGCACGCACUCAUGCUGCUCACAGUCGCUGCACAGAUGUUCCCCGUGCAUGUGUUGCACAACAUCAUGUCCAUAUUCACCUUCAUGGGAGCGAACCUGCUGCGACAGGACGAUAGCUACAGCUUCCAAGUGAUCAGCAACACUGUCAAGACGGUGAUCCCUGCGAUGGUGAAGGCCAGCGAAGAGAGCCAAUCAGAAGAGGAGUGUUCGGACAUGAUUGUCUCUAUCGUCCAGGUCUUUGUCGAUGCUUUUCCGCACAUUCCCGCCCACCGCAGGCUCCCUCUAUUCACCGAGCUCAUAAACACCGUCGGCAGCCGGCGCCAUCUGUGGACGGUUCUCGCACUACUGUUUGAACUGCAUGUCACGAAGACGGCAGCCGACGUGCCAGAAUGGCACGAAAAGACCUCCCUGCAUCCAGAUCUGGAGUUCUGCCUGGAGCUGUGUGCGGCGUUUCCUCCCAGCACCCAGGCGUCAGCGAUGCGGAGUCUCUUUGCCCACAUGCAGGCUCUCCCUCAGGAGAAGUCGGACGAUCCCCAUGGCAACCAGCAGACACCUGUCAGAAAGACGCCGGCGAAGCGGCAGAAGGUGAUUCGUGGCAUGAAGGAGUCCACGAAGCAGCUCUUCCAUGUCAGCCAGCACACGUCCAAAGAACUGAGACAUUUCAAGUUUGUCAGCAUCCACUUUGCAACCUUGCUGCUGUCCUGCCCCGCGUUUGUUGCCCAGGUUGUGAACUUGAGCGAUGUGGGCGCAGAGGCUAUGAAACCCGUGUACCAGCUUCUGCUUGAGGAAACGCUGCGUGCCAUCUAUCAGCUGGCUCGCAAGGCUGACACGGCCACGCAGAAACCCGUCGGCAAGUUCCACAAGGCUCUGCUGCACAAAGCGUACGAUGUACUGGAGAAGGUGAAUUCGCUGUUGCCAAGCGAAGCGUUCCUGUCCGUCAUUCAAGGGCUGAUGGGUAACGAGAGAUUGUCCAUCCGCCGCAAAGCCCUCGAGUUGCUCAACAGUAGACUUCAUUCACAGCUCUACCAACAACAGGCAUUCUUUAAGCAGGAGCAGGUGCCGGUGCUGCUUGCACUCGUACCGGAGCUGCUGGCUGUAGCACAGGAGCAGGAUAGUGGGCAGGAGAUGGCUGUGAACAAACAGACUGCACUCUUCUCCCUGAAACUGCUGUGUAGAGCCCUCGGUGACGAACAUCCGGAUACGUUCAAGAAGGUGCUGCACGCUGUCAUCGCGAUUGUGACCGAGGCAGGUCUGAACGCAGCCGUGCUGGCGAGUGCUCUACUCUGUCUCGCUGAGCUCUGUUCCUGUCUGAAAGCACACACCAUCAGCUCUCUAUCUGUCAUGAUGCCAAAACUGCUUAACGUACUCAGUGAUGCCGAGCAACUUGCAAGUAACGAUCUCCUGAUGCUAAGUAGUGUUACUUGCCUGCAUAAGAUUGUGGAGAGUGUGCCAAACUUCCUCAGUCCAUACAUGGAGGAAAUCAUUUUUAGGGUAUCGUGGUUGUCUAGCUCUGAACAUGGAGUAAACACCCAUGAAGCACAUCUGCACAUUCGUCUAAAGGCCCUCAGACACAAUCUGGCAACAACAGUUGCACCUAGAGUGCUGGUGCCAGCCAUUACACAAGGCUAUACAAAACUGAUCUCUACAGGGAAGAAAGCCAUCGGGUUUUUGAUGUCGAUUCUAAGUGAGCGUCUAUCAUCGAUGUCCAAGGACGAACUGACUGGUCAUCAUCAACAGAUUGUUAGUCUUUUCAUGAAUGUGCUAGACUUCCGGACACAGCAUCCGACGCGAAUCCACUUGUAUGACUGGGCGACUAGACCAGAAACACCAAAGGAGCAGGGUACUGACUUUCUACAGACUGACGAAGCUUACUUUGACGAAGAUGAGAUGAUGCAAGUGAGCAGAAGAGUGUUGUUCUGCUGGGUUUCAUCCUCUCCUGCCUACAACAGCUGUUUCCUGUAUGACACCCAGGGCUUCGUAAACAAGGAGAGAAUUCGAAGCCUCUAUUGCAUCCACUCGCUGACCAGUUGGAGAAUCUCUGCGGUGGAGAAGCGCUGUGAUCAUGAUCAGGAAGUAGAACUAAAGCUGUUGGUUUUUAGGUGGCGGCUGGGGGCGUUGAAAGUGGUGAACAAUUCACAGCACAAGUUAGGGGAAGAAUAUAUGAAUCUUCUACCAGAAACGCUGCCGUUCCUUGGCCGAACUUAUGGAAGACACAAUCUGGCAACAACAGUUGCACCUAGAGUGCUGGUGCCAGCCAUUACACAAGGCUAUACAAAACUGACCUCUACAGGGAAGAAAGCCAUCGGGUUUUUGAUGUCGAUUCUAAGUGAGCGUCUAUCAUCGAUGUCCAAGGACGAACUGACUGGUCAUCAUCAACAGAUCGUUAGUCUUUUCAUGAAUGUGCUAGACUUCCGGACACAGCAUCCGACCGAAUCCACUGAUGUUAUUAUGGAAGUGGAAGGUCACGUGAUUGAAGCCAUUCUAGCUAUGGUGAUGAAGAUGUCAGAGCAAACGUUCCGUCCUAUGUUUUACAAGUUGUAUGACUGGGCGACUAGACCAGAAACACCAAAGGACAGGGUACUGACUUUCUACAGACUGGUAGCCAGCAUUGCAGAUAAGUUGAAAGGACUGUUUGUACUUUUUGCUGGCCACCUCGUGACCAAUGCUGCAACACUUCUAGCUACAAACAACAGCAUUAACACAGACGAAGCUUACUUUGACGAAGAUGAGGAUGAUGCAAGUGAGCAGAAGAGUGUUGUUCUGCUGGGUUUCAUCCUCUCCUGCCUACACAGCUGUUUCCUGUAUGACACCCAGGGCUUCGUAAACAAGGAGAGAUUCGAAGCCCUAUUGCAUCCACUCGCUGACCAGUUGGAGAAUCUCUGCGGUGGAGAAGAGCUGUACAAUGCUAGAGUAGAAGAACACUUGGUACCGUGCCUCGUCCAGUUUGCUGUAGCAGCCUCUGAUGACUCCCUCUGGAAACAACUGAACUACCAAGUUCUGUGGAAGUCAAGACAUGCCUCAGCUACAGUGCGGCUGGGGGCGUUGAAAGUGGUGGAACAAUUCACGCACAAGUUAGGGGAAGAAUAUAUGAAUCUGCUACCAGAAACGCUGCCGUUCCUUGCCGAACUUAUGGAAGAUGAAUCGUUAGAGGUGGAGCGAUACUGUCAAGACGUUGUUCAACUGAUGGAGAAGGUUCUAGGAGAGCCAUUACAGAAAUACUUCUGAUAGUGUGGUCUUCCUUUUAGUAACGAGAUGGUAGUAGUCAUAGAAAAUUACUGUCUACAAAAUAUUGUUUCUUAUUUUAGAGAACUGGGUCCAAUUGUCACUCAUAGUAAGCAAAACAUUAAUUAAAUAUGUAAACUGAAAAAUGUGACCACUGAAAUUUGGAGUAUAAUGAGGAGCAGAUUAUGUAAGUUCAUAUGUACUGUAGUUAAUAUUGUUAGACAUGUGUGAAAAAAACACACACAAAAAACAUUUGUUUACAACAGAA